AACAUUUAUUCGCUUUCACACCAGUAAUAAAGGUACCGAAAAACUGUCAACGGAACGGAAAAUACUGUAACGGAGCUGACCGCUAUCAUCAUCAUAGGAAAAGGUAAAACUGGGAAAUGGGCUAACUGAAACCUGUGGGACGGGCCCAUGCGAACGCAGGCCGGACCGUACUGCUAGGCGGGCCGCCAACUUGGGCCAAACAAACAAGGGCCUAGCUGGUCCAAACCAAGCGACAACGUGGCAAUCCAAGCGCCAGCUCAGCACACACGUCGUCUUCUCGUUUAAACAGAAAAGAAACGAAGGUCAACAUUAUAUACGGUUCGUUACUAAGUUCACGGUCUCACAAGUCACAAAAGUCCCUUCCUUCCACCACCACCACCAUGUCGUCGUCAAAUGGCACGACGACAUACUUGCCGGGAGGAGAGGCGGCCGGCGGCGGCGGCGGCGGCAACUCCGGAUGCUGCAGCACCACGACGUUGUUCGGCGCGUUGGCCGCGUCGUUCGCCCUGAGCUUCUUCCUCAUCACCAUCUUCAUCUGCCUUCGAGCACUCCGCGUUGCUCGUCGCCGGCGUGAUCGUCCCCUGGUCAUGGAGCAGGAGCAGCGGCGGCCGACGCCGCCUAGGUUCGGCCUAGACGCCGCCGCCAUCGCGCGCCUCCCGUCGUUCCCGUACGUGCGAGCCCGUGACGACGGCGAGGUCUCGGACUCGGCGUCGUCGUCGUCGGUGGAGUGCGCGGUGUGCCUCAGCGCCGUCGACGAGGGGGAGACGGUGAGGCAGCUCCCGGCGUGCGGGCACGUGUUCCACCGGGAGUGCAUCGACAUGUGGCUCUCGUCCCGCGCCUCGUGCCCGGUGUGCCGCGGGAAGGCCGCGCCGGCCGACGAGCUCGCCGACGCCAUAGUCGCGCGCAUAGCGGUGACGCCCGACCUCGUCGGGCCACGCGUGUCUAUGUCCGUCGUCGUGCCGGUUGAGAUGCUGAAGGGUGAAAUGGUGGGCGCGUCGUCAACGUCGCGUGCCGCGUCGGCGCCGCCAGAGCAGCUCGAUGCGCGAGCGCCUGGCCCGGAAACGGACUUGGAGAGUAAAUAGCAGUCGUUUUCCGAUAUUCAGAUUGAGAUUCGAUCCAGUAGGACUCUAGCUAGGAGGUGAUCGACACGGCAGCACGUAUGUACAUUUACACACAAAAAAAAGAAAGAAAGAAAAAGCAUCCUAACGUGCGGUUAAAA
Molecule: messenger RNA, 1219 nt
Organism: Oryza sativa Japonica Group (Japanese rice)
Lineage: Eukaryota; Viridiplantae; Streptophyta; Magnoliopsida; Poales; Poaceae
Product: RING-H2 finger protein ATL39
Source: RefSeq, a predicted model, not a curated record